UGCUAAAUUUUAUCCUGUCACAGAAGACCCUCGUCUAGCAUGACUUUACAAGUGAUGAUAAUGUCAAGGUUCCAGAAAUACUAAAAAGAAAAUAUACGGCCCUGUUUUCUAUGGGAAAGUCGGUAGCGAUUGGUGGAGUGAAUAGGCAUCGCUGUGAUGUGGCGGUGGAACGGGACGGCUGGCAAUCGAAUAAAAGGGGGAAGGAGGAGCGAUUUCGCGCGUUGAUCAUAUUCCAAAAUUUCAGAGAAAUAAUAAAGUUCAGUACUUCAUUUCGCUCAGCAGACAAUUGAGCGAGUGGAUUUCUCUUUCCGAAACGACUGAGAUGUCCGUCAUGGGGAAGCCGGUUCUGUACUCUUAUUGGCGGAGCUCCUGUUCGUGGAGGGUACGAAUUGCUUUGAACCUGAAGGAGAUACCGUAUGACAUAAAACCUGUGAGCUUAGUAAAAGGUGGUGGAGAACAGCAUUGCAAUGAAUUUCGUGAAGUCAAUCCAAUGGAGCAAGUUCCUGCACUCCAUAUUGACAAUCAUACCUUGAUUGAGUCUCUAAACAUCUUACAAUAUUUGGAAGAGACCAGACCACAUCGUCCUUUAAUGCCUGCUGAUCCAGUGAAAAGAGCAAGAGUUAGAGAGAUUUGUGAAGUGAUUGCCAGUGGCAUUCAACCCUUGCAAAAUCUGGUUGUCUUAAUCUAUGUUGGCGAGGAACGUAAGAAGGAAUGGGCACAACACUGGAUCACUCGGGGCUUCACAGCUGUGGAGAAAUUAUUAUCCUCAAGUGCUGGUAAGUACUGUGUGGGAGACGAGAUAACGCUAGCAGAUUGUUGUUUGGUCCCACAAAUAUUUAACGCGAGAAGGUUUCACGUUGAUCUGAGACCCUUCCCGACUAUCUUGAGGGUAGAUCGUCAUUUAGAAAAUCACCCGGCAUUCACUGCCGCUCACCCCAAUAACCAGCCUGACUGUCCGCCGGAAGCGACCAAGUAGCAAGCGAGGCAGACCACCCUUUUCCUCUUCUAAAUUAAUAGAAGUACGAAAAGAGGUGGUCCGGAAACCAGUAGUUGGAAAGUGAUAAAAAGUGGAACUGGCCGAUUCGUUUGCAUUCUGGAGUUAUAAAGAAUUUUCUAUGAUGAAAAAAAAAGAAUAUAAAAUUAUCAUUUAUAAAAUGCAAGUAUGUCGUCGUCCCCUUAGAUUCGAAAAGAUGCUAAUUGAAAUCGUGAUAAUCAAAAAUGAUACUGCGCGGCAUUGAAACGAGCUUCGCUUAUUCAUUUAAUUUGAUGUAUAAUUUCUUGUUCGCGUGUCGUUUAGAGGAUCUCUGUGAUCAACAGACAGUGUGGCGGUAAGUGAUUGGAAAAAAAAUAUUAUUUUCUGCAGUUUUUUAUAAAAUCGCCUUAUCUACCCGAAGAUGGGUGAUAUGUUCACAGAGAUCUUGCUUGUCACUUCAAGUGCGAACGUUACGUCUGAUGAAUAUGAAAUGUAGUCUUAAGUGAAUUUCUACGAAUAUAAAAUUUCCUUAAAAAAAAGAAUAAAUCUCACUGGCCACCUUUUAUCGCUUGAAAGCUACAAUUGAGCACUGAAAUGGUUGCUAGUGGAACGAAUUACUGAAUAUCUGAAAAUGGUUUCUAACGGUACAUAAACCGAUCGAGCUCUACACUGUUGGUGUUUGCACAGUAAGACAAAAAAAUGGAAUUACCACGGCAACACCAUUUCUGAGCUUACAUAGGUAAUAGAGAUGUUGGCCUAUUUUUUAGUUUUGUUAUGUUUACUAUUUCUUUAUGUUCACGGUCAAAAUUACAAAAAUUCGUACAUGUACAAUAUUCGCAGAAUAUUUUGUAAAAUUUAUUAACCUAUUACAAAUAGGUUUUGUUGCCUGAAAUCAAAAGUUUACUUUUUAUACUUACGAUAAUAUUAUUUCAUAAUUAAUUCUGCAUUGCCUUGGUUAGGCAGUGUACAUCGCUAUGAAGGAAUAGGAUACCUAUAAGUUCUUUACUGAAGACGAAGAAGUUGUAUAAUCCAGUUUCAUGCGCAAUGGACUAAAAUUGAAAGAAUUGAACAUAAAUAAAAUAUCGAAAACAAAAAGAGAAUCCAUUCUGCUCAAAUCAUACCACGAUACCCGAGGAAUGAAAAGUACAAAACAUCUCCCGUUCUAGAGUUUUCCACUUAUAAGUACAUUUCAUUUCUCCCCGAAAAAACUUCUUUGUCGUACCGUGAAAGCUUAAGGGUUAAGAAUUUUUAAGAAUGCAUAGAUAUAAAUUCAAUUUCAGAUAUAUGUUUAAUAGCAUUCAAUGUGUUUCAUUUUAGUCUAAACUGUAGGGCAGUAGUGUGCUCAAAUUUGACAAUCUGCUAUUGGGCUUCGAUAACUUUUUAUACGAAUAGUUUUAUAAUGGACGAUAAAAUUAUUUUAAUUAGUAUCCUUUUGAAGAGGGUCAGUUACUAAACUGUUUUAUUUACAUUUUUUAAAAUAUUUUACUACAAUACAUUUGUACUUGCGAUUGUCCAUUCCAAUUCUUACAUAAAAAGGUAUAGUGUAUAUUAGUUAUAUCUUUGUUGUAACAAUUUGAAAUAAUUACUUAUGGUACUUGUAAGAAAAAUUUGCUAUCAAUUUUGAGCGCACUACACGUUGAGCACAAGUACUUCUUCCAGAAUGUAUUCUCAAGUAAACUGCUUAUUAUUGCUCCUGUUCUAUUUUAUAAGCCUUUUACAAAUGCUCUGCAAUUUUAUUACUAUUAUUUUAUAUAAAAUAUAUUUACCGACAUCAGUUCAAUGAAAUGAAAUGUAAAGAUAAAGUAGAGCGUACAGUUUCAGCCUGCAUUGACAUUUACUUUCAUUUUACUUAAACGAUUUCCACUAUCGCUCUGGCAUAUUGUCAAUGUUUUUGUAUUCCGUUCUACUUUUAUGUUAUUUUCUUAAAAUUGAAAGACGGAGGUAUAUUGCCGACUUACAGCAUAAUUAUGAUAUGCUUAUGAAAAGAUUUUAAUAUUAUUUGACUACACUAUUUAGGUAUCUAUAAUUUGACGUAUUCCAAGCUUAUUUCGUCAUGCGAUUUAUGUAUUUCAUUAUGUUUUGCUGUAAACAGGCAAUACUCCAUUACAUAAUGGAGAGUUUUUUUAAAGAAGGUUUACUCUUUUCAUUAUUUGUACUAAGAAGUCUGUUGUAACAAUUUUAGUAAGUUUAUCCUAUCGCAGUAUCCAUGAUGUAUGCACACUCGCCAAGGCCUAAUGGAACUAUGAAAUCUACUGUUCUUAGAGCAAACCAUUGUGAUAACAGAACAAAAACAUAACAAGUAAAUUUUUUUCCAUCGAGUCACAUUUAGACAAGACUGAAAAAGAACUCUCCAUUAUAUUUCUCACGCUCUGUAUUUUAUUAUUAAAGAGGUAAUUGGUUCCUACACAAAUAAAACAUAGCCAGGCAAAGUGACAAGAUCUAGGAUGAACAUUAGAAAUUAUAAGGAAAAUAAUAAUGGUUACAUUUAUUUACAGUUAUAGAAAUUUCCUAAUUCACCCAAUAUAAGUGAUACCUUUGUCAUACAAUUUCCAUAGACAGUCGUAAGAAGUUCUCUCUGAUAGUACAGUACAGAGCGCCAUGUAUUUAUUGAGAUUGGAUUAGGGCCCUUGUAGUAUGAUAAGAUAGCGGCAACAAGAGUAUUCGUUAUUAAAUUAUCAUAUUGCAUUUGUCCUAAAUGAACUUUAGUUAGGAACAUCUGGAUAAUAUUGUAAAGGAAAAUAUGAGGCGGUUACACGAGCAACUGUGAGCCUGUAUAAUAAUAGUAGUGAUUCCUAAGCAUAAAAGCAGUAUGAUAUACAUAGAUAUUUUAUAAGUGAAAAAUUAUCAUGUACGUUUAUUGCUUAUAGAGAAUAAUAAAUUCUGUGUCAUAGUAGACAAGAAUAUUUCUUACGGUAUAUCCUUUCCUGGAUUCAAAAAUCUUACAAUAUUAAGAACAUAUUAUUUAUUGUAAUUUCGCUAUAUGAGUUUUAAUUGUUAUCAGAUUAAUAUGCCUGACCGAAGGGACAGUUGUGCAAAUUUUUCAAAUUUUGUGAUCGUGUCUACUGUUUUGUAAAGUGAGUCCAACCCAAAAUUAAAUUGUAUGCUAACGUUUUAUGUGGGUGAUACUAUAAAGGGUAUAUAAUAAAAAGAAUUAUAAUAUACAA
This is a messenger RNA of Cephus cinctus (wheat stem sawfly), 4137 nucleotides long. RefSeq names its product probable maleylacetoacetate isomerase 2. The record is from RefSeq and is a predicted model, not a curated record. Gene Ontology annotation, cellular component: mitochondrion; cytoplasm. The transcript is spliced from 5 exons. Bases 323 to 976 code for a protein of 217 amino acids. Gene Ontology annotation, molecular function: glutathione transferase activity; maleylacetoacetate isomerase activity. Gene Ontology annotation, biological process: glutathione metabolic process; L-phenylalanine catabolic process. Lineage: Eukaryota; Metazoa; Arthropoda; Insecta; Hymenoptera; Cephidae.